Molecule: messenger RNA, 2054 nt
Organism: Phoenix dactylifera (date palm)
Lineage: Eukaryota; Viridiplantae; Streptophyta; Magnoliopsida; Arecales; Arecaceae
Product: FRIGIDA-like protein 3
Source: RefSeq, a predicted model, not a curated record
AAAUGGAGGCGACGGAGGACAUCGCCUUCUCUCUCUCUCUCUCUCUCUCUCCUUCCUUUUUGCUUUUCUCCGUUAUGAUGAUGUUUUCGGGUGGCUUCCACUCCGACUCCCCGCCACUUCUCCAGUUCCCCUAAUGCCCUACGGGCGGACCGAUUCCUCUCGUCCACUUCCUGGAUUUUCUGCCAUGGCUGAUACACAGUCUGUUGCUACACUCAUCGAAUCUACAACAUCGAAAAUACAGCAACUGCAGCACGCUUUUGCUGAACUUGAAAGCCAUAGUGCCAUAUCUUUGAACUUGAAAUGGAAAGAGCUUGAAGUACACUUUCAUGGGCUUGAGAAUUCACUAAAGAAAAGAUUUCAUGCAUUGGAAGACCAGGAAAAGGACUAUGUAAGUAAGGUCACAGAGGCCCAAGAGAUGCUGGAGAAGCGGGAAGCAGUGGUUGUGGCCAAGGAACUUACUUUGUUGGAGCGGCUGCAGGAGAAAAGAGAUGCUGCCUUGUUUGCUAUAUUUGAGAAGCAAAAAUGUGCUCCUUCAGAGCCCAUCAUUAAUGGCAUGAGUAGUGGUGUGCCUGAUUCUGUUGUUGAAGAAAAUUUAGAUGUUAAGGUUGUCAAAUCUUUCUCUGAAGAUGUGAAUCCUGCUGAAAAUGGCAAUGCAGAUGCCAAGCCUCAUUCUGAGUUAAUGAAAUUGUGUGAAGAAAUGGAUGCAGAAGGACUCCAGAAGUUCAUUUCAGAUAAUCGUAAGAACCUCAGUUCCAUACGUGAGGAAAUCCCAAGUGCAUUAAAAAGUGCAGCCAACCCUUUCAGUCUGGUUUUGGAUUCCCUAAAAGAUUUUUACUCUGGAGAGAUUUUAGGAUUAGAUGGGAAGAAGGAUGGGAAUCUUUUGGGCCUACGUAGGACUUGUCUCAUGCUAAUGGAGUCUCUUGAGCAACUGCAGGCAGAUUCUGUAUUGGUUUCCCUCUCUAAUAAUCAAAUGCUGACAUUAGAAAUUAGAGAACGAGCAAAGGUGAUUGCUACAGAAUGGAAACCAAAGUUGAAUGAUCUUGACGUUGAUGCAAGCAGUGGGAACUCAUUGGAAGCUCACGCAUUUCUCCAGCUUUUGGCUACUUUUGGAAUUGCUUCUGAAUUUGAUCGAGAUGAAAUAUGCAAACUGAUCCCAGCAGUCACCCGGCGCCGUCAAGCGGUUGAUCUAUGUCGUUCACUUGGGUUGUCACAUAAAAUGCCAGGUGUGAUCGAAGUGCUUUUGAAUAGUGGAAGGCAAAUUGAGGCUGUUAAUUUGGCAUAUGCAUUUGAGCUAACAGAGCAAUAUGCACCUGUGCCAUUACUGAAAGCAUAUUUGAAGGAAGCAAGGAAGGUGUCACAAAUCAAAGCUGGAAAUAUGUCUCCUGGUGCACAGAAUGAAACAAAUGAACGUGAGCUUUCUGCCCUUAAAGCUAUCAUGAAGUGUAUUGAGGAGCACAAGCUUGAGGAGCAAUACCCAACCGAUCCACUUCAGAAAAGAAUACUCCAGCUAGAGAAGGCUAAGGCUGACAAGAGGAGAGCUGCUGAAGGUGCAAAGCCACAGUCGAAGAGGCCCCGUGCCAAUGGCACUACUUACGCUCCUCGUGUGACCAGCAUUCCAGACAAGAGCUUCUAUCGAGCGCCCCCUGAGAGAUACCCAUAUCCAUAUGACAGGCAGUAUGUGUAUCCAGCUGAAACCCAUCAUCCUGCACUGAUGGGUUCUGCUCCCUAUACCAUAUCUCCGACUCAUACAACGUACUAUGGAAAUGGCUACCAGGUCCAGUACCAGACCGCUUAUUUACACUAAAUGGAGAAGGUGCUGGUGUUCAUGAUCUUUCCUAACUGCUAGCUUUUAACCCAUCGGGUGCUGCAAUGUAUGGAUUAACUGAAGUCUUUAAGUAGCUCAAAAGUAGUCUGUUCCUUGUGUUAAUAAGUGUUUGUCCGUUGUGAGUUGUGAAAAGCCUACGUUCUUAGCCUUCUGGCUGAUGACAUUUUUCUUCUGAUGUUUAGUUGUGACUUACUUAUAUCUUAUGUUCUAUUCCCGGUGGUUCCAAGAU